Molecule: messenger RNA, 1412 nt
Organism: Caenorhabditis sp. 36 PRJEB53466
Lineage: Eukaryota; Metazoa; Nematoda; Chromadorea; Rhabditida; Rhabditidae
Source: the annotation of a GenBank genome assembly
AUGCCCGUUAUAAUGAUGAUGAUGCAUAAUUUUCCGUAUCACGCAACAUUAAUUCUUCUUGUCGGUGCGAUAUCAAUUAAUGGCCAGCUACUAGAGAUAUUUGGUUUGUCGACUGGAGAUGCAGGAACUGUUGAACGUCAACCUUUCCAUGAUUUGGCCAGGUUUUUCUCUUUGAUUCAUUUCUUCAAAAUAAAAUUGAUUCAGUCAAUCAGUUGGUUUGAUCAAAUUCCUUCAAACCGUUCAGAAGAACCCGGAUAAUAACUUGGCAAAGAAGUUAUCGAACCGAGAAAAUAAUAGUAAAUAGAAUAUUUCCUUAAGAUUAAAAAACCCAUUGCCAACGAUGAACCUCAUAGACGGAGUUCCAGUUGUGCCAGGACUAAUGGGAAGUUUGCCAGGAGCAGGUUCAUGUUUGCCCCGUGGAUCACCAUUGAUAAAAGAUAAGUAAGUUUCUGGAAAUUGUUUGAUCUUUCCAAAAACCACUCCCAUUCUUCCGAAAUGCUUUUUCAAGGUCGCCUAGCUUUUUCCAAAACAUGUUACGCAACAUACCGGGCGCGCAGGAUUAUCUGGCCAGUUUGUUGCCGGCGCCAAAAGUCAACGUCAAAGCACUUUAUGGAAAGUUCCAAUGGGUGAGUUAACUAAUCCGCUAUACGCAGUAAAUACCAAACGAUGGUGUGAUGGUGACAGUUCGAGAUAAUAAAUCUAACAGCUUUGUAAUUUUUUGUAAUUUGAUGAUUUUCAGGCUAUGGACACUCCUUCCGUUCAUAAUCGCUAUUGCGCGACUACAGAAUGUGAGAGAUUUCUUCAAUCAUUACAAUUUUAACUAGCAUAAAUUCAGUCAUGCCACAAGCGGAGUCCGGAAACUCAUCUGCGUUUAGUUUGCAAGAAAAGUUCAGAGCAGGAAGUGUGGAUGCCGGAGAAAAGGUUUUUUCGGAAAGCAUCUAAUUAAAAUUGUCUUCAACGUCUUCACAGGUCGCUUUUGGGUACGGAAUGAUUCAUCGCGAAAGAACCUAUGUCUACAUGCAGGAUGAUCCAUGCCCAUGUAAUUUUUAGCAAAUAGAAGUGCGAAAAAUGUGCUCAUUAAGAUCAAAUCGUGGUUGUCGGACCAAUAAAUAAGCAACACAAGCAAUACGAAUAUGCUAUCUUGUCGAACUGGGCAAGAUUCCCAAUGAUCGGACUUGUUAGGGAUCUGCGCAGUUUCUAUAAAAACUACAAAGAUCAAGUAGAGACAGAUCUGGAAAACGCUGGCUUUAUGGAUGACGUCACAGGGUUAAUAAUAUCGUGACUUCUUGAAAAAUUUCUUAUUAAUAUAUUUCUUCAGAAGCAAUCCUGUUCAUUAUGCUGAUUGGUCAAAAUGUAAAAAGGCUACACCCAUCAAUUAUAUUUCAAAUGUUCUCACAGACCUCUUCGGGUAA